Plasmopara halstedii is the source of this 171-nucleotide messenger RNA. RefSeq lists its product as uncharacterized. NCBI's taxonomy places the organism in Eukaryota, Oomycota, Peronosporomycetes, Peronosporales, Peronosporaceae. The transcript is spliced from 2 exons. The coding region runs from base 1 to 171 and encodes 56 amino acids. The record is from RefSeq and is a predicted model, not a curated record.
AUGGUGCUUUUUUGCCCCCGGUCCUUUGCAUUUGCUCGAGAAAUAUUGCUUCCAGCUGCUAGCUGUUGUUUGCCGACUCAAAUAAUAUUCUGUGAUCUCGUGGUUGCUGCUCUGGCGCCGCUCACUAAUAAUUUUGCUUUGUUGUUUGCUACUGCUUCUUCAGCUUGUUGA